This is a messenger RNA of Naegleria gruberi, 1368 nucleotides long. RefSeq lists its product as uncharacterized. The record is from RefSeq and is a predicted model, not a curated record. The coding region runs from base 1 to 1368 and encodes 455 amino acids. NCBI's taxonomy places the organism in Eukaryota, Heterolobosea, Eutetramitea, Acrasida, Naegleriidae. The transcript has a single exon.
AUGACCUCUAUGGUUCAGGGUCAUACUAUGACAAUGCAUGCAAAGCUCGUCAAUGUCAUUCAUCAAGUAAAGAACAAGAUGGCAACAACUGUUACAGAUCCAAUUCCAACACGUCCUCCACAACUUCCAUCUGCAUUCAAUGCAACAGUAACUACUACAGUACCAUUCAUUGGACAAGUCACUGGUCCUUUCUAUUUUGAUUAUGACAAUUCAAGAAUGAGAACUGAUGUUUCAAUGUUUGGACAAUCUCAAGCAUCCAUUGCUUUUUACAAUGAAAUGGUUCAAUAUGAUAUCAUGUUACCAAAUGGUCCAUGUCAAGUGAAAAAAUUGACAGAUCCUAUUUAUCCAUUCAUUAUUCCACCAUUUGCCACAUUUGUUGGAUUUGAAAAUGUCAAUUCUAAAAAUUGUCAACAUUGGAACCUCCAUUUGAGUCCAUAUAUUAUGGAUUUUUAUGUUUCAUCAGAUUCUAAUGAAGAUAAUGGAAAGGAUACUUAUUAUGUGGUUAGAUUUACACUUUCUACUGAUCCUACCUAUCCUAUUCCAAUGAAUGUUCAAAUGGAUUUUGAAAAUGUUCAAGUAGGUCCACAACCUGAUUCACUUUUCUCAAUUUGGAAGAAUGCUGGUUGUCCAGUUCCAAAACCACCAACCUAUUAUUCUGUCAGUGGAUACACAAAGAAUGCUUUGAAUGGACAAGUUAUUCCAAAUAUUCAAGUUUCUUUGAGUUAUGGAAAUCAAUAUUUCAAAACUGCCUCAGAUAAGAAUGGUCUUUUCACAUUUGACAAGGCCUUGGCAGGUUCAAAUAUUAUUUUGAGUACUGAAGGUUUCACUAAUGCAGGUUAUCUUCCAAUCAAGCAAAAUAUUUCAUCACUUUCUGGUAACAUUAACGCAGGAACAAUUGCUGAUUUGUUCUUGAGUCCAGUAAUUCCAUCAGGUCAAUGGAGAGCCAUCUUGAGUUGGGCUAGCUCACCUCGUGAUUUGGAUCUUCACAUGAUGAUGCCAAAUGGAUGUCAUACUUACUUUUCUAAUAAGCAAUGUUUCACUCCUCAAGGAAAUGCCACUUUGGAUCACGAUGUUAGAAAUGGAUUUGGUCCAGAAACUCUAACUCUUUCACCAAGUUCCAAUGCAGCCAAUUCUGAAUUCAACUAUUUUGUUUAUAAUUAUAGUAAUGAAGCAAGUUAUGUGAAAUCUCAAGCCCUUGUAAAGAUUUACAAUAGUGCAGGAUUUGUUAAUCAAAUUCAAAUUCCAACAAGUGGAUAUGAUACAAGUGCUCGUUACUGGAAAGUUUUCAAGUUGGUUAUUGAUGGAAGUGGUCAACCUCAAGUCAAAAUUAUCAACACAGUUUCUCAAACUAAUUUAAUAGUUUAUUAA